AUGUCGAAUCCUUCCGCGCUCAGAAUCGACUAUAUUCACCGCCGGACAAAGGAGCAACUCCCGUCCCAAAAGAAGGACGCCCAGUAUCAGGUCUCUGAAAGGGAGCUAAACAAAGAGACCCUGCAACAACUCAAUGACGGCAAAGUGAUCGACGAGCUUCGGACGCCAGCAAAUAGUGCAGAAAGCUACUGUUUCGGGGACGAAGCUUCCCAGUGGAGAAUGACGAAACUUCGUGCGGUUUACACAGUGGCCGGGCAAAGUGAUCGGCCAGUUGACGAAGUGGCUAUCGAACGGUACGGCAGCUUACGGGAGUUCGAUGAGGCUCGAGAAGAAGAGAAAGAACUGGAGAGAAGGAGGCUUUAUGGAAAGGGAUACGUUGUCAAGGAGAAGCCGACCGGAGAUUUAUACCAAGAGAGGAUGGAACGGAGCCCGAAGCCUACGAUCAGAGACGAAAACGCCGGCAGAUCGCCGUCACCGCGUCGACCUGAUGAGGUGGAAGUCCAGCGUCCACCCGAAAUUGUGGACCAGACAACUCUCAACCGGCUGCGUGCGCAACUAAUGAAGGCGAAAUUGAAAAACUCACCAAAUGUUGAAAGACUUGAAACGGAGUUCAAUCAAGCUAUGGCGACAUCAUCUGCAGCUAAUAAGAAUGGGGUCGAGCAUGCCGUUGUUAUAGACCCGGCAUACAACCGUAUGCUAGCCAGUACACGGAACGAAGUCAAGGCGGUAGAAACGAGGAGGGGAAGAGAACGAGGCCAGGUUGUGGCAAACGACGACAUGAGCAUCGACGACAUGAUGCGUGAGGAGCGCCGCACGCGUGGAGCGGCAGGUGGGGAAGGCCUCAGGCUUGCUGAGCGCAUUACGAAGGACGCCAAGUUUAAAAAUGACCUCGAAUAUAUGGACGAUAAUGCUGAAAAGCUUGCCAGUCGGACACACAAAUCGGAGGCAACCUUGAAAAACAUUGCCGUGAAUGAUUUCACAAAAAUGAACAAAAUUUUGGACUCGUGUCCAUUGUGCCACCACGAAGACCGCCGCCCACCACAAAACCUUCCCACUGCACCGAUUGUUUCUCUCGCUACACGUGUCUUCCUUACAUUACCAACGGAACCAGAGCUGACUGGCGCGGACGGUGGAGCUGUGAUUGUGCCAGUCGAACAUCAUACCAACCUCCUGGACUGUGACAACGACGAGUGGGAGGAGAUUCGCAACUUCAUGAAGUCUUUGACGCGGCUCUACCACGACCAGGGCCGUGAUAUUGUAUUCUACGAAAAUGCAGCCAGUCCUCACCGCCGAAUGCAUGCAGCUUUGAUUGCAGUGCCUAUCCCAUACGACCUGGGUGCCACAGCGCCAGCAUUCUUCAAGGAUGCCAUGCUUUCUGCCGACGAAGAGUGGAGCCAGCACAAGAAGCUCAUUGACACAGGGAAGCGAGCUCGCGAGGGCUUAGGAAAGCAAGCCUUCAGAAAGAGCAUUGCAAAGGAGAUGCCGUAUUUCCAUGUUUGGUUCACUGUUGACGGGGGCCUCGGGCAUAUCGUGGAGGAUGCAGGGCGUUGGCCCAAGGGCGACCUUUUUGCCAGAGAGAUAAUAGGAGGCAUGCUAGAUGUCGAUGCGAGCAUCAUCAGGCGGCAAGGCCGUUGGACUAGAGAUGAUGCGCGGUUGGGAGAUUUCCAGAAGCGAUGGAGAAAAUUUGACUGGACGAGGAUUUUGACUGAGGAACAGCAGAUAUAA
Molecule: messenger RNA, 1725 nt
Organism: Grosmannia clavigera kw1407
Lineage: Eukaryota; Fungi; Ascomycota; Sordariomycetes; Ophiostomatales; Ophiostomataceae
Product: cell cycle control protein
Exons: 1
Coding region: 1-1725 (574 amino acids)
Biological process (GO): mRNA splicing, via spliceosome
Cellular component (GO): post-mRNA release spliceosomal complex
Source: RefSeq, a predicted model, not a curated record